AUGGUUGAUCACGUGCCACUAUCUGCAGUAGUCGUAGUGCGUAGUGGCCAAGAUCACGCUUCAAUGUCUGAUAAAGAAGACAAAAGCGGCUCAUUAGCCCAGCAGCAGCAUGAUACCGACCUCGAAAAUGCAACACCGCAUCAUGAAAAGCCAGGCCCAACAUCGGCUUUCCAACAGCUGGGCCUCCUGGAUCGAUUCUUAGCCGUCUGGAUCUUCCUCGCCAUGGCUGUGGGUAUUAUCUUAGGAAACUUCGCACCGGGUACCGGUCCAGCGCUACAACGGGGACAGUUUGUUGGUGUCUCCGUGCCUAUCGCGGUUGGCCUUUUGGUGAUGAUGUAUCCCAUUCUCUGCAAAGUGCGCUUCGAGACAUUGCACCGUACCUUCCGCGCGAAGGCGCUCUGGAUCCAGAUUGGGUUUAGUUUGGUGAUGAAUUGGGUGGUGGCUCCGUUGUUCAUGCUGGGUUUGGCGUGGGCGUUUCUGCCCGACGAACAGGGUCUGAGAGAAGGUCUGAUACUGGUGGGGAUCGCGCGGUGCAUCGCCAUGGUUCUCAUUUGGACGGGGCUAGCAGGCGGAGACGGAGAAUACUGCGCCAUCCUCGUUGCCGUCAACUCCAUGCUGCAGAUGGUGCUGUUUGCACCGCUAGCCAUCUUGUUAAUCCGCGUGAUUGGCGGGACAGACCAAGUGGCCGACACAAUUGGUUAUUCUCUCGCCGCCAAGAGCGUGGCUGUCUUCCUGGGAAUCCCUCUCGGGGCGGCUAUUGUGACGCGCUUCUCGCUGCGCGGACUGGUGGGCAAGGAUUGGUAUGACCAAAAGUUCCUCGCGUGGAUCGGCCCGCUGUCCCUGAUUGGUCUGCUCUUCACCAUCCUCGUGCUCUUCGCAUCGCAGGGCGAGCAUGUCGUGCAUCAGAUCGUGUCGGUGGUUCGGGUUGCGGCGCCACUGAUCGUGUACUUUGCUGUCAUUUUCCUGGUGACGGUGCUGCUCACGCGCCGGUGCGGUUUUGGGUAUGAACUGUCCUGUACGCAGAGCUUCACAGCAGCGAGCAACAACUUUGAGCUGGCCAUUGCGGUGGCCAUCGCCACGUUUGGGGUGAACAGCGAUCAAGCGCUGGCGGCGACGGUCGGGCCGUUGGUGGAAGUGCCGGUGCUGCUGGGCUUGGUGUAUGUAGUCAAGUGGAUCGGUAGACGACACCCAUGGUAG
This is a messenger RNA of Penicillium riverlandense, 1197 nucleotides long. Its product is annotated as arsenic resistance protein. Gene Ontology annotation, molecular function: antiporter activity; antimonite transmembrane transporter activity; arsenite transmembrane transporter activity. The record is from RefSeq and is a predicted model, not a curated record. Gene Ontology annotation, cellular component: plasma membrane. The transcript is spliced from 5 exons. The coding region runs from base 1 to 1197 and encodes 398 amino acids. Gene Ontology annotation, biological process: arsenite transport; antimonite transmembrane transport. Lineage: Eukaryota; Fungi; Ascomycota; Eurotiomycetes; Eurotiales; Aspergillaceae.